Molecule: messenger RNA, 1617 nt
Organism: Oldenlandia corymbosa var. corymbosa
Lineage: Eukaryota; Viridiplantae; Streptophyta; Magnoliopsida; Gentianales; Rubiaceae
Source: the annotation of a GenBank genome assembly
AUGACGCUCAGGCCGAACGAUAAGGAAGAAAAAAAACAAAAUCGCCGGAACCGCUACAAGAAGACCGUGAACGGCGAUGAAGGUCGCCGGAGGAGAGAAGAUGAGAUGAUCGAGAUUCGCAAGAACAAAAGAGAAGAGAACUUGUCCAAGAAGCGCCGUGACGUCGGAAAUCAGGCCGCCGCCGACGAUGAUCAGAAACGCCGCGAUCGGCUCCAGAGGCAGCUACAGCUUCUUCCGUCAAUGGUGGAGGGAAUCCGUUCACAAGACAUAGGUUUACAGUUUGAAGCCACAACCCAAAUCAAGAAGCUCCUAGCAAUCGAACGCAAUCCACAUAUUGAUGAAGUUAUCGGAUCAGGACUUGUUCCCUGGCUUGUUAAGUUUCUGGAAAGAGAUGAUUUUCCUCUGCUUCAGUUUCAUGCCGCUUGGGCUCUUACGAAUAUUGCAUCGGGAACUUCUCGACACACAAAAGUUGUGAUCGACCAGGGCGCCAUCCCGAUGUUUGUAAGAUUGCUCGGUUCUCCAGACAAUGAUGUCCGUGAACAGGUUGUUUGGGCUUUAGGCAAUGUCGCCGGGGAUUCUUCAAAAUGCCGUGAUUUCGUCCUCGGCCACGGCGCCUUACCGGGUUUGUUGUCCCAGUUCAAUGAGAAAUCUGCGCUGUCCAUGUUGAGGAAUGCAACUUGGACAUUGUCAAACUUUUGCAGAGGAAAACCACAACCUGAUUUCGAGCAAGUAAAAGUCGUAAUGCCCUAUUUAGCUCAACUUAUACAUACCAAUGAUGUAGAAGUUAUAACCGAUGCUUGUUGGGCGCUUUCCUAUCUCUCUGAUGGGAAGAAUGCCAGAAUCCAAGCGAUUAUUGACGCCGGAGUUUGCCCUCGUCUUGUUCAGCUUCUCCUUACUGACUCGGCGCCUAUUCUGGUUCCGGCAUUGCGUACAGUUGGUAACAUUGUUUCUGGUAAAGAUAUUCAGACUCAGACUAUCAUUGACUAUCAAGGACUUCCUUGUCUUCUGAAUUUGUUGACCCAAAAUCCUAAAAAGAGUAUAACGAAAGAAGCUUGUUGGGCAAUCUCGAAUAUCACUGCUGGAAGCAAGGAGCUGAUUCAGGCGGUGAUUGAUGUCGGAAUUUUUCGUCCACUGGUUGGAUUGUGUUUGAAUGGCGAUUUUGUGAUAAAGAAGGAAGCUGCUUGGGCUAUUUCCAAUGCUACUUGUGGGGGAAGUCAUGACCAGAUUAGAUCAUUGGUGAACCAGGGUUGCAUAAAGCCCUUGUGUGAUCUUUUGGUUUGUCCCGACCCGAAAGUAAUCAUUGUGUGCUUGGAAGCUUUGGAAAACAUUUUGAAGGUUGGAGAAGUGGAGAAAGAUCUUGGAAACACUAAUGAUAUAAAUAUCUGUGCUCAGAUGAUUGAUGAAGCUGAUGGUGUGGAAAAGAUUGAAAACCUCCAAACCCAUGAUAACACUGAAGUCUAUGAAAUGGCUGUGAAGAUUCUUGAAACAUAUUGGUUAGAGGAGGGGCAGGAGGAACAGGUGCCUUCAGGUGGCCCUUCGUUGACACAGCCACCUGGAUUCGGCUUCGGGAACGGUCAUGCUCCAGCUGCUCCAUCUGGAGGAUUCAAGUUCGGAUGA